CCUCCUUUAUCUUCUUCCUCAUCAUCUUCCACAACCUUUCCUUUCCUUUCAUUGCUUCUAUCACCCUUUGACGCCAAUAAAGUCUCCACAUUUCUACACUAAACAUAAACACCCCCUCACCGCUUUAAUUUGACUCUCUCUGUAAUCGCUUCUUCAAUUUAAUUUUUCUCUAUUCAUCACUUUCUUCUUUCUCUGGGCUUUUUAUGGUGGGAAUUGGAGAGGGAUGGCUGUGGAAUUGAUGAUGGGUUAUGGGAAUGAUGGAUUUGCUGUGAAGAUUGAGGAGACCGCCGUGCAGGAGGCGGCUACCGCUGGGUUAAAGAGCGUUGAGAAUCUUAUUAGGUUGCUUUCUAAUUCGCCGGAGUGUGGGGAUGGAUUUUCUGCUUCGGUGUCGGAGACGCCGCCGGCGGAGGCGGAGUUCCAGGCGGCGGCGUUGGCUAACGCCGCCGUCACGAAGUUUAAGAAGUUUAUUUCGUUGCUGGACCGGACCCGGACCGGGCAUGCCCGGUUCAGGAGAGGGCCGGUUGGGAAUCAGGCCGGGUUGGAAGGGAAGAAAAUAGAUCAGGAACCGGAACCAGAACCGGCGGCUCCGGCGGCCGAUGCAUCGGAAAAGCCGCUUAGUGGGUCGAAAAUCUACUGCACAACGCCAAUCCAACGGUUACCGCCGCUUCCCCACCACCACUUCGUGAAGAACGGAUCGGCGGCGAAUGAUCGGAAAGAAUCGGCGACCACCAUCAGCUUCUCCGGCACCGGCGCGGCUGCCUCUCCGGCGGGCUCUUUCAUCUCAUCGCUCACGGGGGNAAAAAAAAAAAAAAAAAAAAAAAAGAGAAAAGAAUCCGAGGUGGGCUGGGUGGUUUGA
This is a messenger RNA of Ipomoea triloba (trilobed morning glory), 856 nucleotides long. Its product is annotated as probable WRKY transcription factor 7. The transcript has a single exon. The record is from RefSeq and is a predicted model, not a curated record. Bases 224 to 856 code for a protein of 210 amino acids. Lineage: Eukaryota; Viridiplantae; Streptophyta; Magnoliopsida; Solanales; Convolvulaceae.